AUGAGCAUGCUGGUCGGGCAGCUUCUGGAAGAGGUCGUGGACUACGUCGUCCGUCACAACUUCUUUCGCCGCCAGCGAAACUCACCGUCUGAGAACGCCGCAGCGACGACGACGGCGACACCAACAGCGAGGGCAGCCGAACAACAGCCACAGGAGCAGCCCCACCUGCAACAGUCAAACUCCCAGUCCUCGCUCGAGGAGAGACAGCGCCGCCGGCGACACAGACGCAGCGAGGUGCUCAUGACCUCGCUGGACCGGCUUUCGGCCGAGCUGGAGACUACAUAUGGCGCUCUGAUGCGCGUUAGCCAUACUCCUCGCAGUGAGGGUGCCGCUGCCGAUGAGCCGCUUAUUGCGAAUGUAGAUGACCUGCGCCGGGCCAUCACGCGGAGCCUGGCCCGAAUAGAGUCGAUUAGGCACCAUCAUCGGGCUACUAGGCGAGGUUCAAGGAGCGCAAGGGCUACCAGGCUUGGUUCGACCAUGUCUAUGGCUGGGUCAGAUGCUCGGUAA
Diaporthe citri is the source of this 507-nucleotide messenger RNA. RefSeq lists its product as uncharacterized. The record is from RefSeq and is a predicted model, not a curated record. Bases 1 to 507 code for a protein of 168 amino acids. The transcript has a single exon. Lineage: Eukaryota; Fungi; Ascomycota; Sordariomycetes; Diaporthales; Diaporthaceae.